AUGUCCAAAGCAGACGGUGACCUGGACCGAGAAAGAGCAUAUGAUCUAAGAGUCCGACGACAAGUGAUAACGUCCAAAGCAGAUGGUGACCUGGACCGAGACCGAGCAUAUGAUCUAAGAGUCCGACGACAAGUGACAAUGUCCAAAGCAGAUGGUGACCGGGACCGAGAACGAGCAUAUGAUCUAAGAGUCCGACGACAAGUGACAACGUCCAAAGCAGAUGGCGACCUGGACCGCGACCGAGUAUAUGAUCUAAGAGUCCGACGACAAGUGACAAUGUCCAAAGCAGACGGUGACCUGGACCGAGACCGAGCAUAUGAUCUAACAGUCCGACAACAAGUGACAACGUCCAAAGUAGACGAUGGUGACCGGGACCGAGAACGAGCAUAUGAUCUAAGAGUCCGACGACAAGUGACAACGUCCAAAGCAGAUGGUGACCUGGACCGAGAACGUGCAUAUGAUCUAAGAGUCCGACGACAAGUGACAACGUCCAAAGCAGAUGGUGACCUGGACCGCAACCGAGCAUAUGAUCUAAGAGUCCGACGACAAGUGACAAUGUCCAAAGCAGACGGUGACUUGGACCGAGACCGAGCAUAUGAUCUAAGAGUCCGACGAAAAGUGACAAUGUCCAAAGUAGACGAUGGUGACCUGGACCGAGAACGAGCAUAUGAUCUAAGAGUCCGACGACAAGUGACAACAUCUAAAGCAGAUGGUGACCUGAACCAAGAACGAGCUUAUGAUCUAAGAGUCAGACGACAAGUGACAAAGUCAAAAGCAGAUGGUGACCUGGACCGCGACCGAGCAUAUGAUCUAAGAGUCCGACGACAAGUGACAAUGUCCAAAGCAGACGGUGACCUGGACCGAGACCGAGCAUAUGAUCUAAGAGUCCGACGACAAGUGACAAUGUCCAAAGCAGACGGUGACCUGGACCGAGACCGAGCAUAUGAUCUAAGAGUCCGACGAGAAGUGACAACGUCCAAAGCAGAUGGUGACCUGGACCGAGAACGAGCAUAUGAUCUAAGAGUCCGACGACAAGUGACAACGUCCAAAGCAGAUGGUGACAUGGACCGAGACCGAGCAUAUGAUCUAAGAGUCCGAUGA
Molecule: messenger RNA, 1101 nt
Organism: Schistocerca gregaria
Lineage: Eukaryota; Metazoa; Arthropoda; Insecta; Orthoptera; Acrididae
Product: U1 small nuclear ribonucleoprotein 70 kDa-like
Exons: 3
Coding region: 1-1101 (366 amino acids)
Source: RefSeq, a predicted model, not a curated record